Messenger RNA from Rhodamnia argentea, 1270 nucleotides. RefSeq names its product binding partner of ACD11 1. The record is from RefSeq and is a predicted model, not a curated record. Bases 304 to 1038 code for a protein of 244 amino acids. The transcript is spliced from 5 exons. Gene Ontology annotation, molecular function: RNA binding. NCBI's taxonomy places the organism in Eukaryota, Viridiplantae, Streptophyta, Magnoliopsida, Myrtales, Myrtaceae.
CACCGGCCGUUACUUUCGAAGAAAUCAAGAAACCGUUCACACGGAAGAGCAAAACCACUUGGAAGAGAGAGUUGUGUCUGGAAGUCUCCAUUCCUUCUUCGCUUCGAUCCGAGGUGUCUCUACUCGCGAUCUACGGCUUCACAGCAGCUUUUUGAUUUGUAUGUGCGAAGGAACAAUGCAUGAGCUUGCGGUUCGAACUUGUAAGGAUUGUUGAGAUGAUUGACCCCGUUUGAGCACUCUACUUAGGACUAGCUGGUCGGAGUCGAGGAGAGAAAUCGGGAUUGGCGGAUUUUUGGGGGGAAGAUGAGUUCCGAAGGAUAUUCAAUUGAAGUUACGGGCCUGUCUCCCAAAGCGACCGAGAAGGACCUCAGCGAUUUCUUCGGUUUCUCCGGUGCGAUCCUCCAUGUCGAGAUCGUCAGGUCUGGAGAUUAUGCGUGUACAGGCUAUGUGACGUUCAAAGAUGCUUAUUCUCAGGAAACUGCCGUCUUGCUCAGUGGUGCAACCAUUGUGGAUCAGCGUGUCUGCAUAACACGCUGGGGACAAUAUGAAGAUGAAUUUGAUUUCUGGAACAGGUCUUCCUCAAGGCAUGAAGGCGAAACCAACUCAACUAGCCCAUAUGGAAGCCAAUAUGUGCCCAAUGCUCGUGAAGUAGUGACCGUAGCUCAGGAUGUGGUGAAAACUAUGCUAUCAAAGGGAUAUACGCUUGGGAAAGACGCCUUAACCAAGGCAAAAGCUUUGGAUGAGUCUCAUCAAGUUUCGGCGACUGCAAUGGCAAAGGUCGCCGAGCUGACUGAGAGAAUCGGCCUUGCCGACAAGAUCUGUGCCGGGGUCGAAGCUGUUAAAUCAGUGGAUGAGAAGUACCGCGUUACAGAGUACACGAGAUCUGCUGUAUCUGCCACGGGAAGAACAGCUGCGUCAGCUGCAAACACUGUGGUAAACAGUAGCUACUUCUCUAGAGGUGCUCUUUGGGUAUCGGAUGCACUGAAUCGCGCAGCUAAAGUAGCUGCAGAUUUGGGUAGUCACGGGGCAAGGCAAUGAGUUCACACGUCUUAGUUACAUCGGCAGCUAUAUAGAGUAUACCGGGGCUUCCAUGUAGAUUGUUUCUUUAACUUCAAACGGGAUGUUCGUGUAGAAGUAACUUGAGAGUGACUAUUUUGUAAAUUCUCAUUCGCUUGCCUGUGUUUGCUCAUUCUCUUUGUGAAAUUAUCAGGGCAGGAAGAUUGUACAAAGUUUGAAUAAUCUGUCUAUAUGAUAUAUUGAUCUAUUUGGG